AUUCUCCAAUCACAUGAUCCCUAGAAAUAGGGUGUGGGGCGAGAGGAAGCGGGGAGGAGAGUGAUUUGAGUAGAAAAGAAACACAGCAUUCCAGGCUGGCCCCACCUCUACAUUGAUAAGUAGCCAAUGGGAGUGCGGCAGCCCUGAUCCCUGGCCAAUGGAAACUGAGGUAGGCGGGUCAUCGCUCUGGGGUCUGUAGUCUGAGCGCUGCCAGGCUGCUGCUGCCCAGGGACCGCGGACCCGGACGCAGGCAGACCAUGUGGACCCUGGUGAGCUGGGUGGCCUUAACAGCAGGGCUGGUGGCUGGAACGUGGUGCCCAGAUGGUCAGUUCUGCCCUGUGGCCUGCUGCAUGGACCCCGGAGGAGCCAGCUACAGCUGCUGCAGUCCCCUUCUGGACAAAUGGCCCACAACACUGAGCAGGCAUCUGGGUGACCCCUGCCAGGUUGAUGCCCACUGCUCUGCCGGCCACUCCUGCAUCUUUACCGUCUCAGGGACUUCCAGUUGCUGUCCCUUCCCAGAGGCCGUGGCAUGCGGGGAUGGCCAUCACUGCUGCCCACGGGGCUUCCACUGCAGUGCAGACGGGCGAUCCUGCUUCCAAAGAUCAGGUAACAACUCCGUGGGUGCCGUCCAGUGCCCUGAUAGUCAGUUCGAAUGCCCGGACUUCUCCACGUGCUGCGUUAUGGUCGAUGGCUCCUGGGGGUGCUGCCCCAUGCCCCAGGCUUCCUGCUGUGAAGACAGGGUGCACUGCUGUCCGCACGGUGCCUUCUGCGACCUGGUUCACACCCGCUGCAUCACACCCACGGGCACCCACCCCCUGGCAAAGAAGCUCCCUGCCCAGAGGACUAACAGGGCAGUGGCCUUGUCCAGCUCGGUCAUGUGUCCGGAUGCACGGUCCCAGUGCCCUGAUGAUUCUACCUGCUGUGAGCUGCCCAGUGGGAAGUAUGGCUGCUGCCCAAUGCCCAAUGCCACCUGCUGCUCCGAUCACCUGCACUGCUGCCCCCAAGACACUGUGUGUGACCUGAUCCAGAGUAAGUGCCUUUCCAAGGAGAACGCUACCACGGACCUCCUCACUAAGCUGCCUGCGCACACAGUGGGGGAUGUGAAAUGUGACAUGGAGGUGAGCUGCCCAGAUGGCUAUACCUGCUGCCGUCUACAGUCGGGGGCCUGGGGCUGCUGCCCUUUUACCCAGGCUGUGUGCUGUGAGGACCACAUACACUGCUGUCCCGCGGGGUUUACGUGUGACACGCAGAAGGGUACCUGUGAACAGGGGACCCACCAGGUGCCCUGGAUGGAGAAGGCCCCAGCUCACCUCAGCCUGCCAGACCCACAAGUCUUGAAGAGAGAUGUCCCCUGUGAUAAUGUCAGCAGCUGUCCCCCCUCCAAUACCUGCUGCCAACUCACAUCUGGGGAGUGGGGCUGCUGUCCAAUCCCAGAGGCUGUCUGCUGCUCGGACCACCAGCACUGCUGCCCCCAGGGCUACAUGUGUGUAGCCGAGGGGCAGUGUCAGCGGGGAAGCGAGAUCGUGGCUGGACUGGAGAAGACGCUUGCCCGCCGGGCUUCCUUAUCCCACCCCAGAGACAUCGGCUGUGACCAGCACACCAGCUGCCCGGUGGGGCAGACCUGCUGCCCGAGCCUGGGUGGGGGCUGGGCCUGCUGCCAGUUGCCCCAUGCUGUGUGCUGCGAGGAUCGCCAGCACUGCUGCCCGGCUGGCUACACCUGCAAUGUGAAGGCCCGAUCCUGCGAGAAGGAAGUGGUCUCUGCCCAGCCUGCCACCUUCCUGGCCCGUAGCCCUCACGUGGGUGCGAAGGACGUGGAGUGUGGGGAAGGACACUUCUGCCAUGAUAACCAGACCUGCUGCCGAGACAACCGAGGGGGCUGGGCCUGCUGUCCCUACCGCCAGGGCGUCUGUUGUGCUGAUCGGCGCCACUGCUGUCCUGCUGGCUUCCGCUGCGCAGCCAGGGGUACCAAGUGUUUGCGCAGGGAGGCCCCGCGCUGGGACGCCCCUUUGAGGGACCCAGCCUUGAGACAGCUGCUGUGAGGGACAGUACUGAAGACUCUGCAGCCCUCGGGACCCCACUCGGAGGGUGCCCUCUGCUCAGGCCUCCCUAGCACCUCUCCCCAACCAAAUUCUCCCUGGCCCCCAUUCUGAGCUCCCCAUCACCAUGGGAGGUGGGGCCUCAAUCUAAGGCCUUCCCUGUCAGAAGGGGGUUGUGGCAAAAGCCACAUUACAAGCUGCCAUCCCCUCCCCGUUUCUGUGGACCCUGUGGCCAGGUGCUUUUCCCUAUCCACAGGGGUGUCUGUGUGUGUGUGCGUGUGUGCGUUUCAAUAAAGUUUGUACACUUUCUUAA
Molecule: messenger RNA, 2349 nt
Organism: Nomascus leucogenys (northern white-cheeked gibbon)
Lineage: Eukaryota; Metazoa; Chordata; Mammalia; Primates; Hylobatidae
Gene: GRN
Product: granulin precursor
Biological process (GO): regulation of inflammatory response
Cellular component (GO): extracellular region
Source: RefSeq, a predicted model, not a curated record